Messenger RNA from Durio zibethinus, 2432 nucleotides. Lineage: Eukaryota; Viridiplantae; Streptophyta; Magnoliopsida; Malvales; Malvaceae. The record is from RefSeq and is a predicted model, not a curated record.
AAAAAAAAAGCGCAACAAAGCAACGGAAACGAGCCAAAGCGAAACCAACCAACAGAAAACAGCAACACGACGACUGGUAGGCAGCGAAGCUGAGAAAGUAGUAAUAGCAGUAAAAUCAAUUCCUUCUCUCAAAAUCUUACCCCUAAUUCAAAACCCUAGACGCCUUUUUUUUAGAUGUUUAAUUCGAUUUCCUGAUAGGUGAAAAGAGAAUGUCGUCGGAUUCCAGCUCAUCUUCGGCUUCCGGUGAUGACCCCACCGAUGUAAACCCUAAUUCCGAUCCCAAACUGGUGGAUGAACGGUUUGGUUUCUUGACAUUGACUGAACCGGUCGGAUUGGAACAUAAUCAUCGUGAAAAUGGCGAUGGAAUCGACAAUGGAUCGUUGAAUCAGGAGAGAAUCAAUGACGGCGACGAAGACGAUGAUCGAUUGCGAGUGGAGAAUGAGGAAAUGUUUGGCGAUGAAGGGCCUUUGAGUCCCAGCAGUAGCGGAUACGCCGCUGAGAGAGGGAGCAGCAGCGCCACAAGCGCGUCCAGGAUCGACGAAGCGAGUGAGAUUGACGAUAGUGAGAUUCAGGUAGUGAGAAACGAUGGGUCACUCGACGAAAUCACUGAUUCUCAGGCUUCCUCUUGGGUGCCCGGUAAACGCCACGUCGAUGAGGAUGAUGCUUCGAUAUCAUGGAGGAAGCGGAAGAAGCACUUCUUUAUUUUGAGUAAUUCUGGCAAACCAAUAUAUUCCAGAUAUGGUGAUGAACACAAGCUAGCUGGUUUUUCAGCAACACUUCAAGCCAUUAUUUCCUUCGUGGAGAAUGGGGGAGAUCGUGUCAAAUUGGUGAAGGCUGGGAAACACCAGGUAGUCUUUCUUGUGAAGGGACCAAUUUAUUUAGUUUGCAUUAGCUGCACAGAGGAGCCCUUUGAAUCAUUAAAAGGACAAUUGGAGCUUAUUUACGGUCAGAUGAUACUUAUCUUAACAAAGUCGAUAAAUAGGUGCUUUGAGAAGAAUCCUAAGUUUGAUAUGACACCUUUGCUUGGAGGAACAGAUGUUGUUUUCUCUUCCCUCAUCCACUCCUUUAGUUGGAACCCAGCUACAUUUCUUCAUGCAUACACUUGUCUUCCCCUUGCUUAUGCAACAAGGCAGUCUGCAGGUGCUAUAUUGCAAGAUGUUGCUGAUUCAGGGGUACUUUUUGCAAUACUAAUGUGUAAACACAAGGUUAUCAGUCUUGUUGGUGCACAAAAAGCCUCUCUUCAUCCUGAUGAUAUGUUGCUUCUUUCGAACUUUGUGAUGUCAUCAGAGUCAUUUAGGACAUCAGAAUCAUUCUCACCAAUUUGUUUACCAAGAUAUAAUCCUAUGGCAUUUUUGUAUGCUUAUGUGCAUUUUCUUGAUGUUGAUACAUACUUGAUGUUGCUUACUACCAGUUCAGAUGCCUUCCAUCAUCUUAAAGAUUGCAGGAUUCGCAUAGAAAUGGUCGUCUUGAAGUCCAAUGUUCUUAGUGAAGUUCAGAGAUCAAUGAUAGAUGGUGGAAUGCACGUUGAGGAUUUGCCUGUUGACCCACUGCCUCAAUCUGGAUCAUCUCCUCAUCUAGGCCAGCAAAGACUUCCAACAGAUUCUCCUGAGAGGCCAAGGGAACCAUUUAUUGGCAUUGGUGGUCCUGCUGGACUUUGGCAUUUCAUUUAUCGUAGUAUAUAUCUGGAUCAAUAUGUAUCCUCUGAGUUCUCACCACCACUUAACAAUCCUCAGCAACAGAAAAGAUUGUAUAGAGCUUACCAGAGACUGUAUGCUUCCAUGCAUGUUAAAGGAAUUGGGCCCCAUAAAACUCAGUUUAGAAGAGAUGAAAUCUGUGUUUUACUCUGCUGGGUCACACAGGAUUUUGAGCUAUAUGCGGCGUUUGAUCCCCUUGCAGACAAGGCUCUAGCCAUAAAAACUUGCAAUCAGGUUUGUCAAUGGGUAAAAGAUGUGGAAAAUGAGAUUUUUUUGCAGGGAGCAAGCCCCUUUUCAUGGUGAUAACUCAAUCAUGUUCAUGUAUUACAGAAUGUACUCUACUUUUGUUUAUUCACACUCAUCAUAGUAAUUUUUUUUUUCCCCAUCAUACACGUUUCAUGAUACGCAUAGUUAGCUGGCCAAUUGUAUGAUUCACCAAACUUCAAACUUUUCUUGACGAUGAAGUGGUAGUAAAUUUUGCAAUAAAGUAUCCAAAUUAUCUCCAUCAACUUGUAAGAUAUUAUUCGAUUUAUCUUAUUAGUUUUUACAAUUUUAUUUCAAAAAAAAUAUUUAAUUUUUUACUAUUAUCUUCAUUUCUCCCGGUUUAUUAAUGUUGUUCAUUUUGCAUAGGACCUGUUUGGUGGUCAUGACAUUCUGACACUUCCAACUUUUUGCCUUUCUAAAAUGGGCUUUUCUGUUUCCUUGAUGGGUUUUUUCUAUAUAAUAUGAUCAACAGAU